AUGGAGAUUACAGUGGCAUUCGUUGCCUUCUCAAUGGCUUUUGCCACCAUUUUGUGGUGUGUAUGGACAGUGGUGAAUUCCAUUUGGUUGAGGCCGAAGAAGCUAGAAAAGUUGAUAAGACGUCAAGGAUUCUCAGGAAACUCGUACAAGCUAUUUCAUGGAGACAUGAAGGAGAUGUCGAUGAUGAGAGUUGAAGCCAGAGCCAAACCUCUCAAACUCUCCCAUGAUAUUUCUUCCAGAAUUUUGCCCUACUUCCACCAUGCCAUCAACAAAUAUGGAAAGAAGUCAUUCAUAUGGAUGGGACCAAAACCAACCCUAAACAUCAGUGAUCCCAAAUUGAUAAGGGAAAUUUUAUCCAAGUGGGAAACUUUUCAAAAACUCAAAAGUAAUCCAUUAGCCAGGUUGGUUGCUACUGGGAUGGUUGCGUACGAGGGUGAACAAUGGGUUAAAGCCAGAAAGAUUGCCACUCCAGCAUUCCAUCUCGACAAGUUGAAGGAUAUGUUAUCGAAGAUGCAUUUGAGUUGCAGUGACAUGACGAAGAAAUGGAAGGCUUUAGUCUCAGAGAAAGACUCGUGCGAGUUGGACGUGUGGCCUCACAUUCAAACUUUGACAGCAGAUGUUAUUUCUCGGACAGCUUUUGGUAGCAGCUAUGAAGAUGGAAGAAAAAUAUUUGAACUCUUUGGCCAACAGAUUAAGCUUUUUACUCAAGUUAUGCAGUUUGUCUACAUCCCCGGAUGGCGGUUCCUCCCUACUACAACAAACAGGAAAAUGAAAAGCAAUCACAAUCAAAUUAGAGCACUGAUAAAAGGGAUCAUUAAGAAAAAGGAAGAAGCCUUGAAAGCAGGCAAAGCUAGCGUUGAUGAUGAUUUAUUGGGAAUAUUAGUGGCAUCAAAUCACAGAGAAAUGGAAGAGCAAGGGAAUCAAAGAAGCGGAAUGAGUAUUGAAGAGGUGAUUGAAGAAUGCAAACUAUUCUAUCUUGCUGGUCAAGAGACUACUGCAUCUUGGCUUGUAUGGACAAUUGUUUUGUUAUGCAUGCAUCAAGAUUGGCAAGAACGAGCAAGAAAAGAAGUUUUCGAAGUUUUCGGGGACAAAGAACCGCAAUUUGCUGAGCUAAAUCAAUUGAAAGAAAUAAGCAAAAUUCUAUAUGAAGCAUUAAGGUUAUAUUCACCAGCAUCUUUACUAAUAAGGAUAUGUCAAAAAGAGACCAAAUUGGGGGAAUUCACUAUCCCAGCUGGGGUUUUACUUUCAUUGCCAAUAAUUCUGAUUCAUCAUGAGGAAGAAUAUUGGGGAGAAGAUGUAAAAGAGUUCAACCCAGAUAGAUUUUCUCAAGGAGUUUCAAAGGCAGCAAAAAAUGGUCAAGUUUCAUUCUUCCCAUUCGGUUGGGGACCUAGAAUAUGCAUUGGGCAGAACUUUGCAUGGUUAGAAGCAAAACUAACUUUAGCAAUGAUUCUGCGAAAUUUCUCCUUUCAUCUUUCUCCAACAUAUGUGCAUGCCCCCAAUCUAGGCAUAACUGUGCAACCACAACAUGGAGCUCACAUUAUUUUGCACAAAAUCUAG
This is a messenger RNA of Mangifera indica (mango), 1557 nucleotides long. Its product is annotated as cytochrome P450 CYP72A219-like. Bases 1 to 1557 code for a protein of 518 amino acids. Lineage: Eukaryota; Viridiplantae; Streptophyta; Magnoliopsida; Sapindales; Anacardiaceae. The transcript has 5 exons. Gene Ontology annotation, molecular function: iron ion binding; oxidoreductase activity, acting on paired donors, with incorporation or reduction of molecular oxygen; heme binding. The record is from RefSeq and is a predicted model, not a curated record.